CAUGCCAUUGCACCCCGUGUUGCGCCCGUUGUGCAUGCUGCUGAAAUCUCGCUGUGGUGAUCUCCUCUCUAACUUUUAAUACGUUUUUGUGAAAUAUGUGUACUUUUGGAAGUAUAAACCGUUUUUGAGCAGGCGAGCAAGCACAAAUACAAAAUCAGUCAAGUUGGAGAAAAUCAAUUUACUGUACUGAAGGAUUGAGAUCCGAGUUGAAAUCAUGUCAAGUAGAAGUGAUUGCGUUCUUGAUUUCAGCGAUCCCGUACGUGAAGCGUCCGACGCAACCGGUUCAAACCCUUACCAUGAAACUGAAAACCCGCAGGGUAUAGUGGAUCUGUGUAUGUCGCAGAAUACUCUCAUUUCUGAUCUUAUUCUUGAAAAGUUACAACAGCCAGAAUUGUUGAAAUGGGAGAAGACGAUGCUGACAUAUACAGAGAGAAGAGGGACAAAAAGAUUGAGGGUUGCCAUUGCAAAACUUUUAGAAGACCAGACUGGCUCACCGCAACAGAUAGAUCCAGAUAAGAUGUGCAUUAUGAAUGGAGUGACUGCAGUGAUGAACCUACUGAGCUAUGUUUUAUUUGAAGAAGGAGAUACUGUUCUAUGUCCUGCACCCUUUUAUUACUCUAUCCCAAGGGAUAUCAUGUACAUCUCCAAGAUCAAAGUCUAUCCAGUCCCACUCAGUAGCAAGCCAGGGGAGAAUGGAUUGAAACCUUUUGAGUUGACUGUAGAUCAUCUUGAGAACGCACUUGAAAAGGCAAGAAAAGAGGGUCACAGAGUCCGUGGGGUCUUCUUUGUUAAUCCGAGCAAUCCGUUGGGACUGGUCUACACCAAGGAACAGGUCCUGGACUAUCUAUCAUUCUGCAAGAAGCACAACCUUCAAGUUAUAAUGGAUGAGAUUUACCAGGGCAGCAUCCAUGAUGAAUCUGUACCAAACUCGAGCAUACUGGGGCUCCCUCUUGAGGCCAUUCCUGACAUGCAGAAUACUCACAUCUUGUAUGGCUUCAGCAAGGACUUCGGAAUACCUGGUGCUCCACUGGGGGUCCUCCACUCUUGGAACAAGGAUGUCUUAGAUAGAUGCAUCGGUUUGAACGACUAUCAGCAAGCUUCUAGUUUCAUCCAGUCUGCUGCAGCGAAGAUGAUAGAGGAUAAAGAUUGGGUGAGGGGGACCUACUUCCCGACCAACCUCUCCAGGAUGAGAGAUGCGUGUCGGGUUACCAUGGAGACCCUGGAUGAGAUCGGAGCUACAUACCUCAAGCCUCAAGCUGGUCUCUUUAUAUGGGCUAACCUUAGCAAGUUCCUUGCGCAAGAUAACAAAGAGGAGGAACGUCGUUUUACCAACCACCUCUUAAAGGGCGGGGUCGGUUUGUCGCCCUCUGCUGGCUACUGCGGGGGAGAGUAUGGCUGGUAUCGGAUCAUGUUUGCUGUACCAAGAAACAGAUUAGUAGAAGGUUUACAGCGAUUGAAGAAAUCCUGUUUGUCCUUUGAUUCCUCACACCCCUAGAUGGAAGAAAGCGCCAGAGAUAACUAAGGCUUGUAAUAAUCUCUUUGAAAGGAGAAUUAAUUCAAACUUCUGUAACCUCUUUUGAAAGCAGAAAGUUCCUAGAAGAAUUUUAAUGAAAGUUUGAGGCAAAACUUACAUAUAGAUGAAAUAUUAAGGGCAUGAAUAUAAGAAAUCCUGAAAUCACUCAACAGAAAUGCUCUAAAAACAUUGAACUAAUCCCCAAUGUUAUAUAUCAUAUUAAGACAAGGCAAAAGCGAUUUUGUGUCUCGCCCACUUGUGAAAAUAACCAGAAAUAUUGUGAUUUGCGAGGGCACGCAA
Lytechinus variegatus (green sea urchin) is the source of this 1813-nucleotide messenger RNA. RefSeq names its product 1-aminocyclopropane-1-carboxylate synthase-like protein 1. Lineage: Eukaryota; Metazoa; Echinodermata; Echinoidea; Temnopleuroida; Toxopneustidae. Gene Ontology annotation, molecular function: pyridoxal phosphate binding; transaminase activity. Gene Ontology annotation, biological process: amino acid metabolic process; biosynthetic process. The record is from RefSeq and is a predicted model, not a curated record. The transcript is spliced from 12 exons. Bases 215 to 1495 code for a protein of 426 amino acids.